UUCGUCUUCGAGCAAGAACGAUGACGUCAGUGCGAAUCUUGAUGCCAACAACACAAAAACGCCAUGGGAUUGGCUCGUGAAACCACGACGCCGUCAGCAUACCAACCGGUUUGCAGAGUCUCUUCCAUGCAGUGAUCGGCAUGCAAUCGGGAGAGCAAUCCCACGGACUGGGCAAUACAAUUAUCGAUGUCAUAACCUUGACAGACAAACAAGUAGAAUAAUUUAGGAGUCAGAAAAUAAUGAACAUGGCUACCCUCACCAAUACAAGACAACGAUGGCUGCUGCUGUGGCUGCUGCUGGCCAGCCCCACGGCAGUGGUAGCAAGGGGUCCUGCCUUUACCAACAAGAACAAGAUCAUUGCCCUGUCCGCGGGUGCAAUAGAAACUAUUAAUAAUAACGAUGAAAUUCACACCCAUGACACGGAAAUUGGAAGAAUGCGGACGAGCUUUGUCCGACACAUUUUGUCUGAUCGACUCCAUUAUGUCAAAAAUGGAAGACGCAUGAAAGAUUUCAAAGCGUGGCUUCGAAGUCGAGGCGGCGAAGUGGCCGUCUUGUCCACUCACGGUGUCGAGGUGGAUUUGCAGUUGGCAGCAGUGCCAUCGCAGCAAAAUAAUAAUAAUAUUGAAGAGCAGCAGCUACCGCCAGUACCAGCAGUAGAGGAAUACCACUACAACGAAGAUCUUGUUCGUGCAGCAGUAAUCAAAAACAAUGAUCCUUUCGCUGUGAACAAGUUGGAUUUGGACUUGCCAGUCAAUAAUCUACCCAGCCUCUAUGAAGGAGAACCAAUUCACUUGAUGGAUGAACUAAGCCCUUCUUUGCUACAGCUAUCUUGGCGGACCAUUCAGUUGAGUUUCAAGUUUGCUCCCGUCCUCUCCACGACCUGGUUGGCUGUGCUGUCCACAAAGUUUCGAAAAACUUGGUACAAGUGGGUAGCAGCUUCGUUAGGGACCACCUCGGCUGCCUUUAUCAAAUGGGGACAAUGGGCAGCCACCAGAAAUGAUAUGUUUCCAGAUUUGCUGUGCCAAGAACUGGAACUCUUGCAAAGCUCGGCACCCGAACAUUCCUGGUCAUUUUCGGAAAAAAUGAUGGAAUCCAGCUUGGGGUUGCCGGCAGACUCCUUGAUGGAUGUCUUUGAUAGUUUCGACGAAAAACCAUUGGCAUCAGGAAGCAUUGCACAAGUGCACAAAGCAGAGUUGGAUGGGAAACCUGUGGCGGUCAAAAUACGACAUCCCAGAGUGGCACAACUCAUUGAUAUGGACUUUCGAAUCAUGACGGCCUUUGCCACAAUCUGCGAUUGGAUCCCUGCCUUGUCGUGGCUGCAUAUCCGUGAAUCGGUGGAACAGUUUAGUCACACCAUGGCAGCACAAGCACACUUGCAAGUGGAAGCUCAUCAUUUGGAAAUUCUCAAUCACAACUUUCGAAAAUGGCCCACUGUCAAGUUCCCCCAUCCCAUUUAUGCCAGCUCGGCUGUGAUCAUUGAAACCUUUGAACCGGGGAUCAUUGUGUCGGACAUGAUGGACGCCUACUCGGAUUUGGCAAAUCAAUACGGCAACAAGAACAAGAACAAUCAAAACAAUGAUCAACGUGUCACUGUGGUGGAAGAAGAUGGACAAGUUGUCGAACAAGACACAACGGGUCGUCCAAGCGCAUCCGAUUUGAUCCCGGUUGAUACUGCCAAGUUCAUCGUGUGUACAGGUGUGGGUCUGUAUUUGAAAAUGCUGUUGGUGGACAACCUAAUGCACGCAGAUUUGCACCCAGGCAACAUAAUGCUUGCAGCGAUUGCGAAGGGGCAAUGCCCGGAUACAGAUCACGACAUGGAUCUCUUGGUUGUAAAGGACACAGAGUCCAAGGCGCUGGCCCAGGAGCGUGCCGAAACCAAGCUGAGAAUCUGCCUUGUAGAUGCUGGUAUGGUUGCUCAACUAACCGACCAGGAAGCAACCAAUUUCAUUGGUUUAUUGGCUAGCUUGGGACAGGGAGAUGGCAGACUGGCUGCCAAGUUUGCUCUGAAGUUCUCGACGGAAACCGACUUGACCGCUGAGGAGAAAGAAUCUUUCACAGAGGACAUGAUUGAAGUCUUUGCCGAACGAUGUAGAGGAUACUUUACUGGCGCCGAUGUGGGGCAUAUUCUGAGAGGGGUUUUAGGCUUGAUCCGAAAGCACAAGGUCCGUAUUGAUGCCAACUACGCCACGCUGGUUGUGAAUGUGCUCUGUAUUCAGAGCUUGGCACUGCAAGUUUGCCCAGCAUACAAUGUGCUGGAUGCCGCAAAGCCCCUGUUACAGAGCUACUUUGAUACCUUCUUUGAACCGGAUGGGGAAGAAAAACCACGAGCGAAAGCAGUCGCGAAAUUCAACCGGAUAAUGCCCAUCAAGUACUUGGAAAAGAGCCGCAACGACAAUGCUUUCUUCCGACGAAUAAAGCAAGCCAGACAAGCACAGAUGAAACUUGAACAGUAAAAAGCAAAAGCCAUCUGGACUCUGUUCGUCUGUAACUAGAUCUAUGCUGUAAUUGAAUAGAAUGCCUAUUGCAACUG
Seminavis robusta is the source of this 2530-nucleotide messenger RNA. Lineage: Eukaryota; Bacillariophyta; Bacillariophyceae; Naviculales; Naviculaceae. The record is from the annotation of a GenBank genome assembly.